Lodderomyces jiufengensis is the source of this 954-nucleotide messenger RNA. It is a transcript of the gene CAR1, whose product is annotated as arginase. Gene Ontology annotation, molecular function: arginase activity; manganese ion binding. The transcript has a single exon. The record is from RefSeq and is a predicted model, not a curated record. Lineage: Eukaryota; Fungi; Ascomycota; Pichiomycetes; Serinales; Debaryomycetaceae. Gene Ontology annotation, cellular component: cytoplasm; nucleus; cytosol. The coding region runs from base 1 to 954 and encodes 317 amino acids.
AUGUCAUCAAUAGAUUAUAAAUUCCAUCCAAAUAAAAAGGCAACAAUAAUAACAGCACCAUUUUCAGGUGGUCAACCAAAAGGUGGAGUUGAAUUAGGUCCAGAAUAUAUUUUAAAUGCUGGAUUUGAAAAACAAAUACAAUCAUUAGGUUGGUCCACAGCAGUAUCAAAUCCACUUUCAGAACAAAAUUUUGAAAUUGAAAAACAAAAUAUAAAAGAUAAAUUUAAUGUUAAAAAUUCCAAAAUUGUAAGUGAUUGUUGUAAACUUAUAUAUGAUACAAGUUUACAAACUUUACAACAAGGUAAUUUACCAUUAGUUUUAGGUGGUGAUCAUUCUAUAGGUACUGCUACAGUUGGUGCAAGUUUAAAAUAUAAUCCACAAACUUGUGUUAUAUGGGUAGAUGCUCAUGCUGAUAUAAAUACACCAAAAACAACAGAAUCUGGAAAUUUACAUGGUUGUCCAUUAAGUUUUUUAAUGGGAAUUGAUUCAGAAUUUUAUCCACCUGAAUUUUCUUGGGUUCCACAAGUUUUAAAAUCUAAUAAAUUAGUAUAUAUUGGAUUAAGAGAUGUUGAUGAAGGUGAAAAAAAAAUUCUUAGAGAACAUAAUAUUGCAGCUUUUACAAUGUAUCAUAUAGAUAAAUAUGGUAUUGGAAAAGUUGUUGAUAUGGCUUUAGAUAAAGUUAAUCCUACUAGAGAAGAUCCAAUUCAUUUAAGUUAUGAUGUUGAUGCUAUUGAUCCUUCAUUUGUUCCUGCUACUGGAACAAGAGUUGAAGGUGGAUUAAGUUUAAGAGAAGGAUUAUUUAUUGCUGAGGAAAUUGCAAAUACAGGAUUAUUACAAAGUUUGGAUAUUGUUGAAACAAAUCCAAUGUUGGCUGAUACUGAAGAACAUAUAUUGGAUACUGUUAGUGCAGCUUGUGCUAUUGGAAGAUGUGCUUUAGGUCAAACUUUAUUAUAA